AUGACGUCCUCGGUCUUUUUCAAGUUCAAGUCCCAGAAAGAGCCGACUCGUGUCGAGUUCGACGGCACCGGCAUUUCUGUGUUUGAGCUGAAGCGUGAAAUUAUUCUUCGCAGUGGCCUUGGAGAUGGCACCGAUUUCGACCUCGUUAUCUGCGCAGAUGAGAACAUGAAAGAGGUAUACGAUGAUGAUACUACCAUUAUUCCCCGGUCGACUACGGUCAUUGCCCGUCGCAUGCCCCCCAAAGUCCCUGGCAAAGGAAAUGCUGCCCGUUAUGUAUCUGGGAAGAUGCCGAUCCAUGCAAAAAACUCGUCUCGACGUGAACAGAUUGUUAAACCAACCGUUAAGACCCAAUCUAGCACCCUGGCCCAGUUAAGCAGUGCCAUGACCGAGGAAGAGAAGAUGGCUGCAGUUUUCCAGGCUCAAACCGAGAACUUUACUGCUCGCGAAGAGGAGAUGGCUACACAACAAUAUGUGGCUAAGGGCGGUCCGAAAAAACCCGCCAAUGUCCCUGAUCACGACCCUCCUCAGGGCUACAUUUGCUACCGCUGUGGUGAGAAGGGGCAUUGGAUCCAACUCUGCCCGACCAACGACAAUCCCGAGUACGACAAUCGUCCACGUGUCAAGCGGACCACAGGCAUCCCGCGUUCCUUCCUUAAGACUGUGGAUAAGGCUACGGCAUUAGGCCACAAUGCUGAUGGUGACGAGUCCAAGGUGCCCUCGGGCAUCAUGGUCAACGCCGAUGGAGAGUUUGUCAUUGCUGAGCCUGAUAAGGCAUCCUGGGAGCAAUUCCAGGCCAAGGCCAAGGCGAAGUCUGACGCCAAAGCGGCUGCUUCCGAGGGAGACAAGGAAAUCCGGGAGCGGGGCUUGGAGUGCCCGGUCGACAAGAAAAUGUUUAUAGAGCCAAUGAAGACUCCUUGUUGCGAGAAGACGUAUUGCAAUGAUUGCAUCACGAAUGCUCUCAUUGAGAGCGACUUCGUCUGCCCAGCUUGCAAAACAGAAGGAGUUUUGAUCGAUGAUCUGAAGCCUGAUGAGGAAGCAGUGGAAAAGAUUAAAGCCUUUCUUGCAGAAAAGGACAGUAAUAAGAAGAAGGAGGAUGGCUCCAAGAGCCCCCGUGGUGAUGAGAAGCCUGAAAGCACCGAUGACAGCAAGAAAACAGAGAAGGCAGAGUCUGUUAAGGCCACGUCAAAGUCACCCUCUCCAACACCGUCAACUGCUGCUUCUGUUACCACCAAUGGCCAGACGACUCAGGCGUCCACCAACCAGCAGAACAAGUCGUCAACCUCUACCGCCAGUGCUACUAAUGGAGAGCAGCAGGCGGCCACGUCAUCCUCAUCAACGUCCAAAAAGCGUCCUGCUGACGAGCUUCUUGAGAAUCCCAAGAUUCCCAAGGCUCCCAAGGCCAUGCAGCAGAAGGAAGCUCAACACCAACAACAGGACAUGAUGAACAUGAUGCCCAGCAUGGGCCCGAUGGGCUUCAACCCUAUGAUGGGCCCCAUGGGUCCGAUGAUGUACCCCGGCAUGCCGCCCAUGAUGCCUAACUUCCCCAUGGGCCCUAACCCGAUGGGUAUGGGCUUCCCCCCGAUGAUGAACCCCAUGAUGUUCCCGAACGGCGGCCCGGCUAACGGUAUGAACGGCUGGGGUCCUGGCCCGAACGGUAUGAUGAAUGGCUGGGGCGGACCCAACGGCAUGAUGAACAGCGGUAUGGGUAUGGGCGGCCCGGGCAUGGGUUUCAGCGGCGGCCCGAACCAGCACAAGACCUUUACGCACCAGCCGCCGCCGUCCGAGGAGGAAGAGGCGUACUUCCGGAAGCCGGUUAAUCCUCACCGCCAUAUGAAUCGCCAGCGGCGGAUCAGGCCGAGUGAUUACCGGGAGCUGUGA
Messenger RNA from Thermochaetoides thermophila DSM 1495, 1878 nucleotides. RefSeq names its product putative finger protein. Gene Ontology annotation, molecular function: nucleic acid binding; ubiquitin protein ligase activity; zinc ion binding. Gene Ontology annotation, biological process: mRNA processing; protein ubiquitination; ubiquitin-dependent protein catabolic process. NCBI's taxonomy places the organism in Eukaryota, Fungi, Ascomycota, Sordariomycetes, Sordariales, Chaetomiaceae. The record is from RefSeq and is a predicted model, not a curated record. The coding region runs from base 1 to 1878 and encodes 625 amino acids. Gene Ontology annotation, cellular component: nucleus. The transcript has 3 exons.